Messenger RNA from Hibiscus syriacus, 582 nucleotides. Its product is annotated as transcription initiation factor TFIID subunit 11-like. Bases 37 to 417 code for a protein of 126 amino acids. The record is from RefSeq and is a predicted model, not a curated record. The transcript is spliced from 2 exons. NCBI's taxonomy places the organism in Eukaryota, Viridiplantae, Streptophyta, Magnoliopsida, Malvales, Malvaceae.
AUUUUGAAUGAAAGCUUAUUGAUAAGGAACGAUUUGAUGGGUAAGAAGAAGAAGCCUCAAAAAACCAAGCAACUUUCAGUAGCAAUAGCUGAGGCUUCAUCAGCAGGAGAAGAAGCAAAACAACAAUCUCAGCUUCAGACUCCUAGAAAGAGAGGCAGACCACGGAAGAUUGUUGAGAGAACCGAAAGUGAAGAAGAGGAAGCAGCUGAAGUUACCGAGAGUCGAUCAAAGAAACUAAAAACUACCGAGGAACAACAGAGAGAUGAUGAAGAAGAGCCGCAACAAGAGCAAAAUCCACAGGCAAAGGCAGAGGCAUCAUCAGCUUCGAUGAAGAAAGGAGAGGGACAAGCAGUAUCACCAAAGGAGCCUCCAACAAAGAGAACAAGAAGAAAAAGCAAACCCAGAAAGAGCAGCUAAAAUUGCUUCAGUUUGCCUUAAUGAAGUCUGGAUGAAGAUGAAAUUUCCAGGUUUCAUGUUGAAAGCUUCUUGGUUUCAUCAAAUUUAUUGCUCUAUUCACCUGUUCCAAAUGUGGACACAGAACAGCACUAUGCAAAAGGCCUUGCUUUUAUUUUUUUUCUUUUC